CAGUUCUUUGUUUGCAAUCAAAUCGAACGGAAUUGAAAUUCGCAAUGAAAUCCUUAGCCGUUUUAACAUUUUUGGCCAUUUGCAGUUUGAGUGCAGCAGGAUAUGCCGGCCAUGGUGCCAGCAGCUAUGCAAUAAUAACAAAGCAUGAGCCAACAUAUCAUCACGGCUGGUCAGGUAGUUAUGGCGGUGGCGGGGAUAGUUAUGAUUAUUCCGCUGGCGGCUAUGGCGGUGCAUCGGAAAGUCAUGGCUGGUCAGGUGGCCAUGGUGGUGGGGAUCAUCAUGACUACUACUCACAUCCUAAAUAUGAAUUCAAAUAUGGUGUUAAGGAUUUAAAAACCGGUGACAUCAAGGAUCAAUGGGAACAGCGGGAUGGCGACAAAGUCAAGGGCAGCUACUCUCUGAAAGAGGCCGACGGCACCACCCGCAUUGUGGAAUAUCAUGCCGAUAAGCAUAACGGUUUCAAUGCCAUUGUCAAGCAAAUUGGACACCCUGUAGUUCACCAUAAGGUCUAUUAUGGCGGUUUUGAAGGCAGUUAUGGCGGUCAUGGUCAUGGCCACGCCACCAGUUAUGCUUCUGUGAAGCUUCAUUAACAAAUUGGAUACCUUAGACAUUCAAUUUUCCCAUUAAUAUCCUUGGCACCAAAUAAAACAGACUCCGAAUAUCCAUUAUGUUAAUAACUAGAUUAGACAUUAUUUUUCCUGAAAAAAUAUAUA
This is a messenger RNA of Musca domestica (house fly), 713 nucleotides long. RefSeq names its product adult-specific cuticular protein ACP-20. Gene Ontology annotation, cellular component: extracellular matrix. The record is from RefSeq and is a predicted model, not a curated record. NCBI's taxonomy places the organism in Eukaryota, Metazoa, Arthropoda, Insecta, Diptera, Muscidae. The transcript is spliced from 2 exons. The coding region runs from base 45 to 590 and encodes 181 amino acids.